This is a messenger RNA of Daldinia decipiens, 860 nucleotides long. Its product is annotated as Oligosaccaryltransferase-domain-containing protein. The transcript has 2 exons. Bases 275 to 463 code for a protein of 62 amino acids. Gene Ontology annotation, cellular component: oligosaccharyltransferase complex. NCBI's taxonomy places the organism in Eukaryota, Fungi, Ascomycota, Sordariomycetes, Xylariales, Hypoxylaceae. The record is from RefSeq and is a predicted model, not a curated record.
GUUUAAAAGUAUAAAUGGUAAAAUCACGGUUAAAUAACGGUUUAUUGGUUCUACUAAAGGCUGGUACGGUACAACGUUGGUAAAAGCUCCAGCUGGCCUCAAUUUAUCCAUAUUCAAUAUGGACAUGUAAAGACACUCACCCACUACCUCAACACUCUUUUACUUUCUUCUCGGCUGGCCUGUGAAACUAGCAGCAAAAAAGCUUGUUAGAGGUGCAUACAAUUCUCUCAAGAGACAAAGAAACAAUAGACAAUCCACUGCUUCUUACCUCAACAUGAUUUCCGACGACGAUCUGUACUCCCUGGCCAUAUUCCUUGGCUCAACGGCCAUGGUACUCAUUGUACUAUACCAUUUCUUCGAGGUCAAUUCGCAAGAGGACAGCACCCUGAGCGAGAAAGCCGCGAAAUCAACACUAGCGCACCAGCCGGCAGCAGUGGGAAAGCAACCAGGAGUGACAAAAUGAAGGAGACGGAUAUUAUAAACUUAUGGGUCCUAGGCGUUAUAUAAGAUGCGGAACAUCAUCCGGAUAGUUGUUCGUUCAUGUAAUCUGGAUGUCCAGGGACGUGACCAAGCCAUGGGUUAAUAAGAGCUAUUCUACGAAGGAAUAUUCUUUGAUCAAAUAAUUUGAUCGGUCUCGACCCGGAUAUCUGCCAGAGGGUAUUGCAGUAGAUGGACUGCUAGUGUACACUACUUAAGGGGGUGAUGUUAUAUGUUCUAGAAUGAGCUAGACAGCCUCUGUUUUCCUAAGGACCUACUAGCUUGUAGAAAAGACUCGAAUUAAGAGAUUACUAGACUAGGAUUCGAUUCCAAGUCAUUUAUCCCUUAAGUGUCGUAUUCAAAUCCCAUAUACAAUGAAUUCG